CUUUAAAACAUGGAGGAAGCGAUGUACUGAAGUCUACCAGGUAAACAUGUAUUCGUCCCUAAUUUGGAAAUCAUGAUUGUGUGUCGUACAUGGCGUCAUUAAACGGAGAUAUCCCAGGCCCGCCAAAAACAGCGGGUAGCUGGCUAGAAUUUUGUGAGCGCCAUGCUCUCUCAAUUUCCGAACAAUUUUACCGAGACUUCCUCUUGUUUAUAUCUCGGCCAUCUAGCCCUGGGGUGGGGACGUAUGGCCCCACCCCUCGCGAUCCCAUGGAAUUUGCCAAAAAGUUUGUGGAAUAUUUUCUGAAUCAAUUUGAUCGUCAGUUAAAGCGUUCGUCUUACUAUCUGGAUUCUCCGUCUACAGAUGUGAAACUUGCAUCCCGAAAUAAUGACGAUUCCAACGGUGAUCGUCGUCCAUCUCUAGCAAGCUCCACACGCUCAAACUCCCAAAACGGAGGGGAAAUUGACCGACCCCUCACUGACGAUUAUUCUGACAACGUAACAAGCGCGAGCCCGCCACCCCUCUCUCCUACAUCUCCAAGUCCAGUUAUCACGACACAUAAAUCAAAGGGAUUCUUCAGAAGGUUGUCUUUCCGAAAUAUAAAAAAGAAAGGCUUGUUUCAUAAAAGUAAUAACAAUAGUCCCAGGUCUGCGUCCAAUCAUGACACAGACGGUCAACACCGAAAAAAUAAACAUGGAAACCAUUCAAAGGCAGACUCGGGUAAACAUGACAAGUCUCGGACUUCACUACAAGGUGAAGUUAUCAAGGAUGGGUUAGUGAAUGUUUUGACGGGUGAGGAUUCGAAAGGAAAGUCACGAUGGGAGAAGACCAGACUUGUACUCAUCAGCACAAGUGGUGGGAUCCUGCUGGAAUUCUACUCUCCUCCAAAGUCUGGGAAACCAAAAGCAGGUCUGUUCUGUUUCCUGAUAACAGAGGCACGAGUUACCACGGCGUUAGAAAUGCCAGAUCAUGAACAUGCAUUUGUUCUCAAGGGAGAAGGGACAAGUGAGUUUGUGAUUGAGGCCCACGACCUGCAGGAUUUACGAUCAUGGUUGGAGGACAUCGGGCGUUACAUCAGUCGACCGGCCAUUCUAGAGGAAGCUGAAGGACAGGAAGUGGCCAUGCGACCAAGACUACCAACAGCACCAAGUGGUUCUAUAGAGAGAAAAGAAAACUCAUCGCUCGGUGUUCCAUUGCGUAGCACAUCGCAGGGAAGUCUAAACAGUAACCCCCCCGAUGUUCCACCACGUCCAGGACCCCAGCGACCACUCAGUUCCCAUGGCGAUAUCCCUCACAGCAGUCGUCUCUCUGCAGAACUAAACCCUUCACCACGCUACGUCAAUGAAUCUGACGGCCAGAGGGAGUCACUACCGCCGGCUGAGACACAGAUUGAUGUGCUACUACACGAUUACCCAUGGUUCCACGGUACGCUGUCUCGUCUGGAGGCAGCACAGCUGGUGCUACAACAGGGUCAAGUCGGUCACGGAAUAUUCCUUGUACGACAAAGUGAAACACGCAAAGGGGAAUAUGUUCUCACCUUCAACUUCCAAGGGCGUGCUAGGCACCUGAGGAUGACAAUUAACUCGGACGGUCAGUGUCGUGUCCAGCAUCUAUGGUUCCAGUCCAUCUUUGACAUGCUGGAGCAUUUUCGAACACAUCCAAUCCCUCUAGAAUCUGGCGGAUCAUCAGACGUUUCUCUUACAGACUACGUUGUUGCUAUUGAACGACCCCUCACACCGUCCAUGGGUCGCGGGUCACCACGGAUACGAGGGUCAGGGAAUCAUUCUGGGUCCAAUCCCAAUCUUGGAGGGCGGAGUCCAGGAGCAGUUGGCGGCCAAGCAGAUCUGUCCAGUCGUGAUAUCGUUGUGGUGAGUGGCUCAGUGAGAGCCCGGACUGAAUCCAUUGAAAAUGUCAUGAGGGAGCAAGGGCAGGCGCAGGCCCAAGGUCAAAUUAUUCACGGCCGGGCUGUGGAAAACCAGUAUUCAUACGUGUGAAGGUCAUUGUCAUAAAUCAAGGUCACCAAGGCAAUUUUUGGUUUCACACUUAUGGUCCUAUUACUGAAAUGAAUGUCCAUUACAUUUGAAGGUUGAUGAUGAAUUAGAGAAUGCAAACAGGAAGUGAUGUCCAUAAGAAAUGUGAAGGUCACACAAAGGCCAAGUGGAAUUAGGUGCCGCUCAGGCAGUGGUCAAUGAAAAAAGAAAAAUGUGGUCAGUCUGGAAUGUCGAGAAAACAAGGUGUUAUGGUAAAUUUUCAAACUAAUUUUUUUUCAGCAAAGAAAAUUAAUUCUUUAUGCCUUAUAUUUCAAGAUCAUUUCAAGUGUAAAAGAUAUGUGCAAUUUUCAUGAACUUUUUAAUUAAUACAAUAUUUUUAAGUUUUAACUAUAAACAAGAUGUAGCAAUCAUACUGUUAACGUGUUUAUUUUUGAGGUAAUCACAUUUUACAAAUACACCUUGAUAAGUAUUAUAUUUUAAAGUGCUAGUAUAACAACAGUACUAACAUUGGGAUUGUGUUACUUUUAAAAGGCUAUGAAAACUAUUGUACUCAGAUAAUGACACGUCAAGGUGAGAUCUAGCACCCUGAUUUGGUGUCUGAUAGAGCUUGUUUGACACCCCAGGUUAGAUCUAGCACCCUGAUUUGGUGUCUGAUAGAGCUUGUUUGAGACCCCAGGUGAAAUCUAACACCCUGAUUUGGUGUCUGAUAGGGCUUCUUUGACACCCCAGGUUAGAUCUAGCACCCUGUUUUGGUGUCUGAUAGAGCUUGUUUGACACUCCAUGUUAAAUCUGGCUCCCUGAUUUGAUGUCUCUUAAUCUUUGAAAGAUUUAUAGUUUAAAAGCAGAUUUAAGUGAUUUUUUAAUCAAAUGUUCCAUUGGAUUAAUUGAUGCGCUUAUUUUAUGAUGGUGCAAGUAUGUGUACUGUACCUAAAUUUGGAUUGUGGUUCUAUUAUAGUAAUUUUAAGGUCAAGGAGUUUUAUAGAGGUCAAGGUGAAGGUCAUGUGAUAUAUUUGGAGAUUAUAUGGAAUGUUGUACGAAUUCUUUCUCACCAAUGUUUGAAUGCUAAUGUAAUUUUUGUUAAGGUUUGUUUUCAUGAUUGAGGCUUCACUAGAAUGUAAAAUGUUUACUUACAUUUGAAGCGCAAUAUUGUGAAUUGUAUGGAUGGAUAUCUGAAUGCCUUUGAUAAUUGUAUACUUUAAUAUUUGUAUGAAUGCCUUAUAUAUACUAUAUAUAGAUAUAUGCUGUCGUAUACAACUUUUCCGCUAACAAGCUUUGUUGAAAUAUUUUCGCUGUAAUCUGAGCUAUUUAUUCCUGCCACCCUCGUAACAUGUCACCCACAUGGCUGUAACAUGUCACCCACAAGGCUGUAACAUGUCAACCACACGGCUGUAACAUGUCAACCACACGGCUGUAACAUGUCACCCACACGGCUGUAACCUGAUGUUGAGCAUGGUAGAGUUCUCUACUCUACACCUUGAACUGUAUAAGUUGAAAGAAUCCUGACAACCAGGUAAUUGCCUUCUCAGGCUUUAGGCUUUCAAACUUUACCUUUGAUUCAAAAUUUACAAACAACUGAAUUUGAAUACGUUUGUUUGAUGACAUAUCUAUGGUUCCAUUGAAAACACGAAUCAGCAAAAAUAAAUACAUCGCAAAAGUUUCAAAUACUAAUUGCCAACAUGUGAUACACAAUGAAAAUAUCAAACACAGAACAGACAAAAUAAAUUCUCGGUGAAAGGUAUCCUGUCAGAUUGUAAUGGAAAUUUCUACAUGCCUUUCACUAUUGAUUUAAGCACUAGAAGUAGAUAGACCUAUUGUAGUAUCAAUAUUUACAAUCACGUUCGUACAAUAUAAAAAUAGGAUAAAAAUUAUGACGUUUUCAUCAGUGAAAUAUUGGAUAUUCUCAAAACGGCGUUCUGCCUUGUUCUCAAGUUUGACGUCAUUUGAACCUGACAUCAAAUAUAAAUCUUAUCAAAUAAAUAAUUGAUGAAGCAGUAUUUGCAUUACAUUAUUUUAAGAGAAAAUUAGAAAAUUUAAUGGUU
This is a messenger RNA of Mizuhopecten yessoensis (Yesso scallop), 4027 nucleotides long. RefSeq names its product SH2B adapter protein 1-like. The coding region runs from base 90 to 1991 and encodes 633 amino acids. The transcript has 7 exons. The record is from RefSeq and is a predicted model, not a curated record. Gene Ontology annotation, cellular component: plasma membrane. Lineage: Eukaryota; Metazoa; Mollusca; Bivalvia; Pectinida; Pectinidae. Gene Ontology annotation, molecular function: transmembrane receptor protein tyrosine kinase adaptor activity. Gene Ontology annotation, biological process: intracellular signal transduction.